UUCAGCAAGAGCUCGUGCUGCAUGAGCCAUGCAAUCAAGAGACUGUUUUACGAGCAGGGUGUGAGUCCGGCGAUCUACGAGCUGGACCAGGACUCGAGAGGGAAAGAAAUGGAGCGUGCAUUGAUUAGGUUGGGCUGCAACCCUGCUGUUCCGGCUGUCUUUAUUGGCGGAAAGUUUAUAGGCUGUGCCAACACCAUCAUGACUCUUCAGCUCAAUGGCUCCUUGAAAAGGUUACUCAAAGAAGCAGGAGCUAUAUGGCUUUAAUCAGAACUUAACCCACCACUCAGCUCUAUAUCUGUAAUUUACAUACACACAUAUAUACAUAUAUAUAUAUAUAUAUGUCUGGUGAUAAAAUGUAUACACUAAAAUUUAAGCUUUAAAUAAGGUCAAAGUAUCUGAGAAGUAAUGUCCAGGCUUCUUUUGUAA
Messenger RNA from Carica papaya (papaya), 426 nucleotides. RefSeq names its product Glutaredoxin family protein. The record is from RefSeq and is a predicted model, not a curated record. NCBI's taxonomy places the organism in Eukaryota, Viridiplantae, Streptophyta, Magnoliopsida, Brassicales, Caricaceae.